Messenger RNA from Fusarium subglutinans, 1632 nucleotides. RefSeq lists its product as uncharacterized. NCBI's taxonomy places the organism in Eukaryota, Fungi, Ascomycota, Sordariomycetes, Hypocreales, Nectriaceae. The record is from RefSeq and is a predicted model, not a curated record. The transcript is spliced from 4 exons. The coding region runs from base 1 to 1632 and encodes 543 amino acids.
AUGGGUCUUCUUUCACUCGCUACCACUUUCUUGGCCUUUGGCUCUGCAGCGUCUGCGGCGAGUCUGGCUAAGCGUAACAGCAAUAGUCAGAAGCUCACACCAGUGUCGGAGUCUCGUUAUGACUCAAGCUACGGUUAUGUCUGGUACCAGGAUAAUGGCCAAUGGUCUGUCCGCUUUACGGCCUGGCACAUUCCAGGACUUCUGCAUCGCGCCAAGGGCGAUGAUGUGAAGACUGCUGUCAAGGCUAUCGAAAAUGUCUUGGCGAACCAGUUGAACAGCAACUUCAGCUCUCCUUGGUACGGUACUUUCAAGCUCUCGCCGGAUGAGCCUGACCCUACUCCCAAUGGACCUCUGUACCCUCCUAGUAUCUAUGGUACUUAUGAUCCCAACUGGAGGGAAUUUGUCGGUACCCAGCUUAUCCAGGUUGUCGAGGAGUUUGGACAUCUUCUACCAGCUGGUCUUGAAUCUCGCAUCGAAGACGCCCUUGAGGCUGCUGCAAUUGGAGGAAUGCGUCGCAACGGAUCUUUCCCAUUGGGCGACAACCUGAUUCUUGGUUACUCCAACCCGGGCAUCAUGCGAGCUCUCACUACUGGCUGGGUCGGAAAGCGCAAGAACAACAAAGUCCUCAUCGACUUUGCCAAGGAGCAGGGCAACGAUCUCCUGAAGCUUUUCAAGCGAUGCCAGAAUUCGCUGUCUGAGUACAAUGCGCCAAACUACUAUGGCAUAGACAUUUGGGCUCUUGCGGCAAACAUUGCUUAUGGUCCAAAGGAUGCUCCCAUGACCAAGAACUCAGUGUUGAUCCUCCAGGAGAUGUGGAAGGACAUUGCUGCUCACUAUAACCCUUAUCUCGGCAACAUGGUUGGGCCUUACGAUCGUGCCUACAGUCGUGAUGCCACCACUCACUCUCAGAUUCUUUCCAUGAUUCUCUGGGGUGUCUACGGACGCGGUGUUGGAGGCCAGCCUCCUCUCGGCGAAGGUGAUCUCCUCUACGACAUCGCCCAAGGUGCCGCGCUUGCUCUGGUCAUGGAUGUCAUCGCACCAACAAUCUCCAAGGACGCUCAGGCCAUCAUCAAGUCCAAGGGCAAGUGGAAAGGCACACGGUUCAUCAAGAAGACCAUCUACGAGGAGCUUGACUCGAACAACCCCCGCCACGUCACCUCUUGGCUCAGUGCUGAGCUCAUGAUUGGCGGCCAGACCGUCAACGAGACCGUAAACAGAGGCAACCAGUAUGUCCCAGCUAUCGUGCAGUGGGCCUCUGACCCCUCGCACAAGCCUUAUCCGUACAUGGGCUUCUUCUCGCUAUACCCCAGCGCCUCAACCUUGAACGCAAAGGCCGAAGCAAACAAGUUGACGGUGUCUUACCCCAACACUACCCAGGAUGGAGCCAACAUCUUCACUUUUGCUCUGACUGGUAUUCCCCCUUCUUGGACUCUUGGUGGCAAGAACGUUGUCAAGGGGCUUGAGAAGCUGCCAUGUCUUGAUGUGAACGUUACUGCACCAGGAUUGGUGAAGCAGGAUGUCGUUUACGGCGCUACACUGAGGGAUCACUGGAUCUACAACAUCUCGUACGCGGUGCCUGAGGGGUUCAAGGGUACCCCUAGUGUCACUUUGGACAUGACUUAUACCUGCUAG